Molecule: messenger RNA, 2237 nt
Organism: Astyanax mexicanus (Mexican tetra)
Lineage: Eukaryota; Metazoa; Chordata; Actinopteri; Characiformes; Acestrorhamphidae
Gene: hoxd11a
Product: homeobox D11a
Exons: 2
Coding region: 898-1737 (279 amino acids)
Biological process (GO): regulation of transcription by RNA polymerase II; anatomical structure development
Cellular component (GO): nucleus
Molecular function (GO): DNA-binding transcription factor activity, RNA polymerase II-specific; RNA polymerase II cis-regulatory region sequence-specific DNA binding
Source: RefSeq, a predicted model, not a curated record
GUAAACACCAAAGAGCAGUGAGUAUAAUUUAGACAAUAGGCUUUGAGGCAGAGUCUGCCAUGUAGAUCAAAGUAGAUUUUACUUCAGGUGGAAAUACUGGCUAAAACUAAUGAUUCAUAUUAUUCUAAUUCGUUGAAGGACUUUUAAAGAGCAAACAAACGAAUCCUUUCUGUUGCCGCUUUAAAUGUUUAAGCGUUAAACUGUUAUGCAAAGAUGAUGUAAUAGAAAAGGAAUGCUUCUGCAAUUGCUGUAAAACCAUGGCUCUAGGCUAAAAGUGGACAAAGGGAAGUGCAUAUAGCAAUCUACAUGUUGAUCAAAGCAUAGUAUUGCGGAUAUAAUAUUUAAAAGCAUAAAUAUGCCGGGCGAACAAAUGUUUAUAUAGAUUAAAAGAGGGUUCACAGCUGUCAAGUGUGAGAUGAGCCUAAAAAACACUAAACGUUCCAAAAUAAAGCUUAAUAUAGUUUAGAAGCAAUAUCAUUUGCUGGCAAAAAUUACAUUGCAUACAAUCUUUAUUGCAAUAGGUAGUGCUUAUAUCAGGAGCACGAUCUCUAAUGCAGUAUUUCAGCGAUUGUUUACUAAUGCCUUGUUAUGCACAUGGGAAAAACGGGGGAUCAACAUGGGAGUUUCAAGACAUGCAGGCGACCAAUAAGUGCCGUGCGCGUUUACCUUUGUGUUGCUCAAGCCAGUUUCUUAAUGACUGAUAUUGAUAUAUGGUAAUUUCUUUACCGGAUCACAUGACACAAUUACCUCAAGAAUCGAUCAAGAUGAAUUGCACGUCAGCCUACGUUUCCGAUUUUUUCUCCCUCCCGGGUCCUGUCCACACGCCUAUGGUGCAAUAGAUGGACAAAGUUUAACACAGUCAAGCUGCCUAUUGCUGCUCUAACGCCUAGGCAAGAUAUGACGGAGUACGAUGAUCGCAGCAAUUGCGCGCCUAAUAUGUAUUUACCCAACUGCGCGUACUAUGUUUCAGCGCCUGAUUUCUCGUCGGUGUCUUCGUUUUUACCCCAGAGCACGUCGUGCCAAGUCAAUUUCCCCUAUUCCUCCAACAUAGCUCAAGUCCAACCUGUUCGAGAAGUGGCUUUCAGGGACUACGGAUUGGACCACACGAGCAAAUGGCACUACAGAGGCAAUUACGCUUCCUACUAUUCCACGGACGAGAUAAUGCAUCGAGAUCUACUCCAGUCAUCCAACAGAGCGGAAAUCAUAUUUAAAAACGAUUCCGUGUACGGCCAUCACGGCGGCUCGAACCCCGCGUGCGGUUUCUUCACCGGCGUUGGCAGAAACGGAGUACUCCCCCAAGGAUUUGAUCAGUUUUUCGAAACUAUCAGUUCGGAGAAGCCCAACCCCGACCAUUCCAAACAAAAGACGGAGUCCGCCGUCCCCGGAGAUAUUGCAUGUCAUAAAGAGUCUCCAGACAGCGCGGAACAGGCGAAACGGGACCCUACCGAGACCACGGAGGAGGAAUCCUCACUUUCAACUUGCGGAGAGGACAAGAACAACGGCCCAAGUACAAAGUCCAGAAAAAAGAGGUGCCCGUAUUCCAAAUACCAGAUCCGAGAACUUGAACGAGAAUUUUUUUUCAACGUGUACAUAAACAAAGAGAAGCGUCAACAGUUGUCAAGAAUGCUAAACCUCACAGAUCGUCAAGUGAAGAUUUGGUUCCAGAACAGAAGGAUGAAAGAAAAAAAGCUGAACCGAGAUCGCCUCCAGUACUUCACUGGAAACCCUUUAUUCUGAAACCAUGACAUUGUCUUCUUUGGCAGACCACGUUUAUGGUUUCCAUGAUGUCAUGGUACGUACGUUGUUGGGACAUUAUGCAUUCAGUCGAAACAGACACGCAAGCUUAAAAAAUAAAUACGACGUAUAUUUUUAACUAUGCAAAGCUUUUGGUAUUGGAAAAAACGAACAAUUACCUCAGUGACAAUGAUACACCGUUAGGGUGGUUAGCCGAUUAUCCACAGCAUUCUACAAGCGAAGGGUACCUCGACAAUCUUUUCAUACUCUGUUGUUAAAGAAUAAAUGCCACUGAAAUGUAAUCGUAUUGUAUAUCUAUUUAUUUAUUGCAAAUUGCAAGGUACAUUGAAGGCUAAAUAUUUCACAACCAUUUCAUUAAGCAGAAAAUAUCUUUUAAUUACAGCAUUAAGUAUUUCCAUUAUAGUAGGACUCUGUGUGCAUUUGUUUGAUAGUAGCAUGUGAUGUAUUGGUGUAUUAAAUAAACCUAAAUACUUUAAAAAGUA